This is a messenger RNA of Trichophyton benhamiae CBS 112371, 1896 nucleotides long. RefSeq lists its product as uncharacterized. The transcript has 2 exons. Lineage: Eukaryota; Fungi; Ascomycota; Eurotiomycetes; Onygenales; Arthrodermataceae. Gene Ontology annotation, cellular component: mitochondrion; cytosol. Gene Ontology annotation, biological process: intracellular glucose homeostasis; glycolytic process; glucose 6-phosphate metabolic process. Gene Ontology annotation, molecular function: glucokinase activity; mannokinase activity; D-glucose binding. The coding region runs from base 1 to 1896 and encodes 631 amino acids. The record is from RefSeq and is a predicted model, not a curated record.
AUGACGUCCAUCAUGUCUGUACACAGUAUCGAAGAGGACGAAAGUGACCACAACGCUGCCGUUGAGCCGUUCGAGGGGGAAGACGAAGAUGCCAACGGCGAGCCCGGACUAGACCUGCAGGGCGACAAGGAGCAAUUGAUGCAUGACGAGACAAUAGACAACUUCCUUGCACCCCUCGCCGUCAACGAUGCCCGCCUGUACCAGCUGGGAUGCCGCUUCUCCCAGCUCUACCUCGAGCUCGCGCGCACUUCUGACCAGCAAUUCUUACCCACGCCCGUUACCCGGCUGCCAAACGGCCAGGAGACGGGCCGAUACCUAGCCAUAGAUGUUGGCGGGAGCAAUCUCAGGGUCGCCUUCAUCGAACUACUCGGCGCUGCCGCCGACGACCUGGAAAACAGCAGCGCCAGCAGCAGCAGCAACGGGCAUCCGGCCAGCGAAGCCGUCUCCAACAUGGAAAAGUCACGUGAUACGCUCCGAAAGGCGCAGAGGCAUCGAGUGCGCCGGACGUUGGAGAAAGCAUGGCCGAUAGCUGAGCAUCUCAAGAUGGACAAGGCCGAAGAUCUCUUCCUAUGGAUCGGGGACUGCAUGGCCGAGGUGGUGGCGGACAGCCUAGCUACCGAUGCGGACGUCCAGGAUGCCCCUGAGGAGCUUGAGAUGGGCAUUACCUUCAGCUUUCCCAUGAUGCAAGAUUCGCUGGCAGAGGCUACGUUGAUGCCCAUGGGCAAAGGAUUCGCAAUCACAUCGGAUCUAAACCUGGGUAAGAUACUACUAGCGGGCUAUGACCGGCAUACCCGACGUCCAUACGGCUCCGACGAACCCUCUACCAAACGACGGAGGAGAUUCCCAUUGCCGAAGCUGAAAAUUGCAGCCAUCACCAACGAUACAGUUGCUACUCUCGCUUCACUUGCCUACAUGGUCAAGUCUCUACCCAACAGCCGAGUUGCCAUGGGCCUCAUCGUGGGAACAGGAUGCAAUGCCACAAUACCAAUGAAACUGACGGACCUACACGAGUCUAAGGCUAAAUGUGUCUCCGCACAGCAGCCUAAUGCAACAGAGACGGUGGUUAACACAGAGUUUACUCUUGGCGGCGCAGCUCCCCCCUUACGAGAGCUGAAGUUUACUACCAAAUGGGAUAUUCAACUCGACGAGCAGUGUGCUCGACCUGGAUUUCAACCAUUUGAGUACAUGACUGGAGGACGAUACAUUGGCGAACUGGUCAGGCUCGUCUUCUACGACUAUCUAACAUCAGUGCUCAAGCUGUCGCCCAAGUCACUACCAGCGAACCUCAUACAAGGCUACGCUCUAUCAACUAGCUACUUAUCUAACCACAUAGCCCCCACGCAUACCGAUCAGGAUCUAGUAGCAAAGCUCAAAUCUACCCUACCUCCUCCGGAAUCAAGCAGCUGGAACUGGGACAUCUAUACUGCCCGAGCAUUCCGGAAAACAGCUAGGAUAGUACAGACACGCUCUGCAGGGCUUGUUGCAGCAGCUGUUGUUGGUCUUCUAGCAUGUCAAAAGGAGAUUCAGCUACGCUCCGAUGGCGCUACCAACCCCAGACGAUCUACCAAUAUCAUAGUCCCGUCGUUUAACAAUUCAACGGAUACCAUCACAAGCGUGUAUAGACCCGCAUCUACCACGCCGCAGGACCCUUCUACCCCGGCAAUGGAUUCGCCGCCAUCUGGUUGGCAAUCUGGCCCUGAGGAGUUGGUCGUUGCUUACACCGGCGGUAUUAUCCAGCACUACCCGAAUUUCAAGGAGACAUGCCAGGGCUUCAUCGACCGUCUUGUUAUAUGGGAUGGCCCACAAGAGAGUGGUAAAUCUGUGUUUCUCCGAGAAGCUUCUGACGGAGGCAUCAUUGGUGCCGGUGUCUUGGCUGGCAUGGUAUCAAGUGCAUGA